AUGCCCCCCUCCGACCGCUCCUCCCCCAUCCGCGUCUUCGUCCGCUGGCACGACCCCGCCAUCUUCGCGGGUGAAGAACUCCGCUGCACAAUCACCUUCAAGAAUACCGCCUCUCCGCCCCCUUCCUCGUCAUCGGUGACUUCGCCCACGCCAACACCCACUCCUACCACGUCCAGGGUCGGGGUCGGGACGACAGGCAUUGGCGCAUCGGCCGAGGACGAGUGCGCCGGUGACAGUUGGGCCUGUUUCUAUAUCUGCGUCUGGGUCAGGGAGCAGUACACCAGGGCCAAGUACAGGGUCGAACCUAGCCCCUCCGCCCGCAGCAGCUGCAAGGAAGGGGCAUCGCCGCGGUGCAUUGUCGCUUUCUGUGCCGCUGUCUCCUUCAACGAGAAUAAGGGCUAUCCCCCCGACCGCUCCCUCCAACGCCUAACCACUAGCCCAUCCACACCCAACCCCCUAACCGAGUUCAAGUUCCCCCGUCUCGACCCCCCAGGUUCGCCAGUAGUCAGAGCCCAUCCCAGCGAAGAUGAUCCGACCAGUCCGACACACUCCCUCCCGAUCCGGCCGCGCGACGGCAGCAGCGUCCCAACUAUUAAUGAGCACUCCGUAGCCCCUUCUCCCCGCGCCCUCCCCACAACCAGUAUCGCCGGCACGCCACGCAGCAGCGGAGAGUUCUACUCCCUCAGCAACCAUUCUUCCGAGACACUGGCAUCAGAAUACGUUCAGCACCCCAACUUCCGCGGCCCGCAUGCGCUGCGAUCCCCGCCGCCGCAUAUCAGGUCGCCUUCGUCGCUUUCGGUUGUUUCCCUGCCGGGGACAGGGACAACUACGUCAACGGGGACGAAACAGAACCAGACGGAAACCCUCAUGAUGGGCUUUGCCCAGGUUCAGGGGAGUUUCGUGCUCGACGGGUCGCUGAUCAACCUUGCGCCGUUUGAGAGCGUCAAGAGGAAGGCUGUGCUGGCUGGGCAGGGAGGUGGUGUUGUGGGGUUGGAGACGGGAGCGCAGAAGAGGGAUAGCGGGCUGUUUCGACGGGCAUUGGGCAGCUGGGGGUCCAUCACAAGCAGUAUCGGAGAACUGUUGGGCGGAGGGGAGAUGAGCACGCUGAAGGAAAUGCGUGGCGUCGCCAACAGCAAGGCGAUACCCCUUCUUUCGGUGCCUCAAUCGAUACUGUUUGUGGAUCUCCAGCUUGCACCCGGAGAGUCAAAGUCGUUUGAAUACGCGUUUAAUCUUCCGCGCGGCCUGCCCCCGUCGCACAGGGGUAAGGCGAUCAAGAUAUCGUAUAGUCUUGUAAUUGGCACGCAAAGGCCGGGGGGCAUCAAGGAGCAGAGGGUCAAGACAGUCGAGGUGCCGUUUCGUGUGCUGGGGAGUGUAAAUAGCUACGGGGAGGUGCUGGGGCAUGAUUUGAUGGCGCCAUAUGUCUUGUUGAGGGAUCAGGCGAGGGUUGGGGAGGUGAAGGAGGGGGGCAGGGGGGAAAAGAGGGGGAAGCCUCCUCCUGGGGCCGAGAAGAAGGAGGGGAAGUCGACAAAGGAGGGAUUUUUGGCUUAUGUGGAUGAGUUGCUUGCCCGGCCGAAGGCUGAUGCCGUCCCGCUGCCUCAGUCAUCAGCCUCGUCUCUCUUGAGCCCAACUUCUUCUCACCUAGCCAUCCCUCCUCAAAUCAACCAGCCGCUCCCCUCCCCCACAGCCUCACGCCGCCCAUCCAUCCACUCCCUCAACUCUGAUAUUCAGUUAUCCCAUUCAGCAGUCCCUCUAACAGCAAAAGAAGCAAUCGACCUCGCCAUCCUCCGCUCCGCCCGCCCCCCGCACCCCGGCGCCCCCUCGACAACCCGCUUCGACAUCGCCCGCAACGGCGCCCGCGUCGCGGUUAUUACCUUGCCUAGACCGGCAUACCGGUUGGGAGAAAACGUCUUAGUGACCAUCGACUUCUCCGAUGGCGUAACGCCGUGCUACGCGGUGCACUGCUCGCUUGAGACAAUCGAGCGGGUGUUGGAUCAACAAUUGGCGCUGAGGAGUGAGGCGAGUGUGACGAGGGUGACGAGGAAAGUCUGGAGUAGCGGGAGUGAGUGCGUGCUCUUUGGGAGGAGGGCGGUGUUUGGGUUGGGGGUGCCCAGCACGGCGACACCGGGUUUCGUGACGAGUGCUGUUGGAGGAGAGUGGAGGGUUAGGGUUGAGUUUGUGGUUCCUCCGUCCCAGCACGAGUCUAGCAGCAACAAUAACAACAACGCAAAUCAGAACCGGAACCAACAUGGGGAUGGGCAGGGGGAGGGGAAUGGAAAAGGAAAGGGGAAGCAUGCGUUGUUGGAAGAGAUUUCGCGGGAUGAGAAGGGAGGACUGGUGAUGGUUGGCGUGGAGAACUUGGUGUGUGAGAGCUUUGAAGUGGUGGUGCCGUUGAGGGUAUAUGGAACGGCGGGUGGGGGAUGGGAGAGAGAGGGAGAGGAGGAGGGUUUGGUUGUUUGA
Molecule: messenger RNA, 2457 nt
Organism: Thermochaetoides thermophila DSM 1495
Lineage: Eukaryota; Fungi; Ascomycota; Sordariomycetes; Sordariales; Chaetomiaceae
Exons: 3
Coding region: 1-2457 (818 amino acids)
Biological process (GO): retrograde transport, endosome to Golgi
Cellular component (GO): Ric1-Rgp1 guanyl-nucleotide exchange factor complex; Golgi membrane
Source: RefSeq, a predicted model, not a curated record